Symsagittifera roscoffensis is the source of this 621-nucleotide messenger RNA. RefSeq names its product phenoloxidase-activating factor 3-like. Gene Ontology annotation, biological process: proteolysis. Bases 1 to 621 code for a protein of 206 amino acids. The record is from RefSeq and is a predicted model, not a curated record. Gene Ontology annotation, molecular function: serine-type endopeptidase activity. The transcript is spliced from 3 exons. NCBI's taxonomy places the organism in Eukaryota, Metazoa, Xenacoelomorpha, Acoela, Convolutidae.
AUGUGGACAGAUAGCACGACUGCACUGCAGUGUUUGAACUCUACCAGCAAGUUGCCUGUCUUUGUGGCUAAUCGGGUUUCCGAAAUUCUCGAAUCCACCACAAUUGAUGAGUGGUUCCAUGUGUCCAGUGGCGACAAUCCAGAAGAUACCGGCACUCGUGGAAUAACUGCUGAGGCUCUGAAAAAAAGCGUUUGGGAUACUGAAUACGAAGAAAAUGGAACAAUCAUCAAUGACGUUGCGCUCCUGAAACUAGAAAGGAGAGCUCCACGAAAUUCGGAAGUUUUACCCCUUUGUACCAAGGACUACACUCAAAGUAGAAGUCCCCUCAAAUUGGCAGGUAUGGGAAGGAUAUACCAAGGUUCUAGAACUGCAAAGCCAAACCCAAGAGACUUGGAGCUGCAAGAGGUUGAACUCACUGAGACUACUGACUGCCCAAAACUAUGGGAGAGUCAUGCGCCUGUUGCCGAAAUGGAAGUCUGUAUGUUGGGCAAUAACAAAUCGGGCUGUUACGGCGACAGUGGGGGACCACUUUUCCCUGUGGAUAAGGACGACAAAGCUAUGUGUCUGUACGGCACACUGUUCCUCGACAUGAUCCGAACCGAACUGAUUCUUGUUGCGUAA